Silurus meridionalis is the source of this 1626-nucleotide messenger RNA. It is a transcript of the gene vcpkmt, whose product is annotated as valosin containing protein lysine (K) methyltransferase. Gene Ontology annotation, cellular component: cytoplasm; cytosol. The transcript has 5 exons. Gene Ontology annotation, molecular function: protein-lysine N-methyltransferase activity. The record is from RefSeq and is a predicted model, not a curated record. The coding region runs from base 310 to 990 and encodes 226 amino acids. NCBI's taxonomy places the organism in Eukaryota, Metazoa, Chordata, Actinopteri, Siluriformes, Siluridae. Gene Ontology annotation, biological process: peptidyl-lysine methylation.
AAUUUUUUUUUCCUGUUCAACUGUAAUAGCUGUAACAUACCACCUGAGGGAACUCAUGCAACACAAUCUUUAUUUUAAAAAAAUAAAUAAAAAAAGGUUGCCUUACUGCAGUAAAAUAAUAGAGUACGUAUUUGAACCAAAAUUCUAAUAUAAUAAAAAAUAUUAUCUUUCUUAAAAUACUGUGCAAAAUAAAAUCGAACUAUCGUACAGUAUAAACACAAAUCGAAAUAUAUACCAAUCUGGCAACUCGUAGGUCACCGUGGCUGGUUAGAGCGCGUUCCUAUUGGCUGCUAUGAACCAGGAAGCAACAUGGCGGUCUCGCCAGAGCAACACAGUUCUACUAGUCAUUUUGUUAGAGAGAUUGAAAAAACUGAUGGCUCAGUUCUGAAGGUAUAUCAGUACAGCACAGGCGACGUAGGCUGCGUGGUUUGGGAUGCGGCUAUUGUGCUAUCAAAAUACCUCGAAACAGACCAGUUUUGUAAUUCACGGUCCGGUGCCAGCACAUGGUCCUCUAAACACAUGCUCGAGCUUGGCGCAGGGACAGGAGUGGUGGGCAUCAUGGCCGCCUCUCUGGGAGCCAAUGUCACAGUGACAGACUUGGAGGAUCUCCAACCUCUCCUUAAACUAAAUAUCCGGGAAAACCGAGAGCUCCUCAGUACAGGCUCAAUCACAGCCAAGGUACUGAAAUGGGGUGAAACAGUGACAGAUUUUCUGCCACAUCCCGAUUACAUUCUAAUGGCUGACUGCAUCUAUUAUGAACAGUCUGUGGUGCCUCUGGUGGAAACGUUGAAGAUCCUGGCUGGACCGAAAACCUGUGUCAUCUGCUGCUAUGAGCAGCGCACAAUGGGAGUUAAUCCUGAAGUGGAGAAGAGAUUUUUUGAGUUGCUGUUGCAAGACUUUGAAGCUGAGGAGGUGCCAGCUGAAAGACAAGACCCCGAGUUUAAUAGUCCAGACAUCCACAUUCUCCAUCUACGGCGCAGACAAGGCUGAAUGGCUUUCAUGCAAAGAGUGUGCAUUUUUUUGUGUAUUCAGUCCUGCCAACCAUUAUGUACUUUGUUUAAUAGUUUAACAUCUCCGCUUUAAACACCGUACGAGUAUUUUCCUAAUAAAAGAAAAGCUCAAACAACUUUUGAAUCUGUAAGGAUUUACUCAACUCUGAUAUUAACUGAAACUUUGUAAGGUGUAAGGCUGUUUGAAAAGUGAGAUAAAUGGAAAAUGUUCACUGAUGUGAAAUUAAAACUACCAAUGUAUGUUUGACCUCAGUAGCAUUAGAAAUGUAUAGUUAAUAUUGCUUUGUUUAUCAGGGUAAUGCAAAUAUUUGUUUGGUCGAAAACAUUACUCUUUUAUCUGAAAGAAGCAAAUCUGACAAAAAUGUAGGCCUUGCAAUGAAGUAAAAAAUUAUAUAACAAUAAUAAUAAUAAUAAUAAUUGUGAUAAAUGCACAGUGAUUCUCAUCGCCAUGUUAUUUUGGCAUCUAGGGUGUAAUUCAUUCAAGUGUGUGAUUGUGUCUGCUCUCUAGUGCAGCUGCUUCAACCGUUUCAUCCAUUUAAGAAUAAAUAGUAUUUAAUGCAUAAUAGCAUGUUUGAUCCUAAUGCAAUGUAAAUAAAACAUCUUUCCAGGCACCGCA